Messenger RNA from Epithele typhae, 1518 nucleotides. RefSeq names its product NAD-aldehyde dehydrogenase. Gene Ontology annotation, molecular function: aldehyde dehydrogenase (NAD+) activity. The record is from RefSeq and is a predicted model, not a curated record. Lineage: Eukaryota; Fungi; Basidiomycota; Agaricomycetes; Polyporales; Epitheliaceae. The transcript has 18 exons. The coding region runs from base 1 to 1518 and encodes 505 amino acids.
AUGGGCAUCGUCGUGUACGAGGGAGUGAUGAAGACGAUGGGAGGAAAGAUUGAUCACCGUCCCACUGGGCUCUUCAUCAACAACGAGUUCGUGCCGUCCGUGGAUUCAAAGGAGACGAUCGACUGCAUAAACCCUGCCACGGAAGACGUUAUCUGCUCCGUCGUCGCAGGCUCCGUGAAGGACAUCGACGUCGCCGUCGCCGCGGCGCGCAAGGCGUUCAAGACGACCUGGGGCAAGAACGUCACCGGCUUCGAGAGGGCGCGGCUGAUCAACAAGCUCGCCGACCUCAUCGAACGAGAUGCGCAAGAACUCGCCGAGCUCGAACUCUCAACAACGGGAAGCCGCGACUUCGACAUCGGCGACAGUGUCGCCUGCCUCCGCUACUACGCCGGCUGGGCGGAUAAGAUCCUUGGCCAGGCGAUCGAGGUCGACAACAAGACCAAGUUCGCGUUCACCCGCCACGACCCGAUCGGAGUCUGUGGCCAGAUCAUCCCAUGGAACUACCCCAUCAACAUGUGGUCGUGGAAGGUCGCCCCCGCUUUGGCGUGCGGGUGCACCAUCGUCAUGAAGCCCUCGGAAAUUACGCCACUGACCGCGCUGGUGAGCCCUCUUCUAUUCGUAGACUCCCGCCGGGGCGCGAACUUCCCGCCCGGCGUUGUCAACACGGUCCCGUCGCUCGGCCCCGUAGGUGGUCAGGCGUUGUCCGAGCACAGGGAUGUCGACAAGGUCGCCUUCACCGGGAGCACCGUCACCGGCCGGAAGAUCAUGGAGGCCGCCGCGAAGAGCAACCUGAAGAAGGUCAGCCUCGAGCUCGGGGGCAAGUCGCCCCAGAUCAUCUUCGAGUCGGCGGACCUGGACCAGGCCGCGAACUGGGUCGCCCUUGGGAUCCUGUACAACACCGGCCAGGACUGCACCGCGGGCUCGCGGCUGUUCGUGCAGGAAUCCAUCUACGACAAGUUCCUCGACAUUUGCGUCUCCAAAUUCAAGCAGCACAAGAUUGGCGACGGCUUCGACGACUCGAGUGCAGGCGGACCUGUGGUCUCCAAGAUGCAAUACGACAAGAUUUUCUCGUACAUCGACGCCGGCAAACAAGCAGGGGCCAAGUGUGUCCUCGGUGGAGAAAAGCGUGCUGGCAAGGGCUACUAUGUCGACCCCACGGUGUUCGUCGACGUGACUCCUGACAUGAAAAUUGUUCGAGAUGAGAUCUUCGGUCCAGUGCUUUCGGUCGCAAAGUUCAAGACGGAGGAGGAGGCGAUCGAGCUCGCCAAUGACACCACCUACGGCCUCGGCGCCGGCCUGCAUUCUACGGACGCCAGCCAAUGCAUGCGCGUGUCGCAGGCUCUGGAGGCCGGCACGGUCUGGGUGAACCAGUACAACCUGCUCAACAACAACGUCCCCUUCGGCGGCAAGAAGCAGAGCGGCAUCGGUCGCGAGCUGGGCAGCUACGCCCUCGAGGAGUACACCUCCGUCAAGGCCGUCCACUGGAACUACGGCGAGAAGCUCGACUGGCCGCUGUGA